AUGGGUAGCAGCAGUUCAGAGGAAUCAGACAUCAGUGACUCGGAGAUUAGUGAGUACAAAGAGAAACCAUACGAGCUGCUGAAGGAUGGAACUUACAAGAUUCGAGGCCCGAAUGGCUCCUUCAGAUGCCCAUUUUGUGCUGGCAAGAAGAAACAAGAUUAUGCGUUGAAUCAUUUACUGCAGCACGCUAUUGGGUCUGGCAAGGGCACAGCUAGAAGUGCGAAAAUGAGGGCUAAACAUCUUGCCCUUGCAGCCUUCUUGGAAAAUGACCAGGGCAUCGAGGCCCAGCCCACGUUGCCUUCUGCCGCCAAACCCGAGCACUAUGUCUGGCCAUUGUAUGGGAUUGUGACCAAUGUCCAAAACGAGUUAAAGAAUUUCUCUCCAGAAGAGGAGUGCAGUUAUUGGAUGAAGAAGUUCUCGAGAUACAGGCCUUCGACGAUCGAGAUAUUCAGAGAAGUUGAUCAAGUCGUUAUGAGAUUUGAUAGCGAUGGCUAUUUGGAUGCUAUGGAGUUUGAAAAGUGGUUUCAAGCUCAGGGGCAAUGCAGAAAGGAAUGGGUCGAGCAUAAGGGUUCUCCUGGGUCAAAACUUUAUGGUUGGUUUGCUGGCGAGGAUGACUACAAGUCGGAAGGGACUGUUGGGGAUUACUUGCGCAGGAACGGGGAGUUGAAGACGAUCUUAGAGCUUACCAAUAAGCGGAAUAGUAUCGUGAGUGACCUGGUCAAGGAGAUUGACUUGAAAAACGAAAAUCUGUGUCAGCUGCAAAUAAAAUACAAUGAGAAGACCCUUUCACUCAGUAGAAUGCUUGAAGAGAAGGAUGAACUUCAUCGCACUUUCUGUGAAGAAAGGAGAAAGCUGCAAGUCAUUGUGGGGGAGCACAUCAAGAGGGUUCUCAAUGAACAAGAGAUGCUGAAGUUGGAGUUGGAGAACAAAAAGCGGCGACUUGAUUCUUGGAGCAAAGAAUUGAAUAAGUGUGAGGCUGCUACUGAACGCGAGAGACUCAAACUUGAAGAGGAGAAGCAAAAGAACGACAAGAGGAACAGUGCUCUCCAAAUGGCUACGGAGGAGCAAAAGAAAGCAGAUGCGAAUGUCCUCCGGCUGGUUGAAAAUCAGAAUAGAGAGAAGAAGUUGGCACUGGAGAAGGUUCUGGAGCUUGAGAGGAAUUUGGAUGAGACGCAAAAGCUGGAGAUGGAGAUAGAGGAGCUCAAAGGGAAACUGGAGGUCAUGAAGCAUAUGGGUGGCGAUGAUGAUGGAGCUGUGGAGAAGAAGUUUAAAGAGCUGACUGAGCUCUUGGAGGACAAGAAGGAUGAUCUCGUCGCUCGGGAGGAAUUAAACAAUCAGCUGCUCAUAAAAGAGCGCAUGGGCAAUGAGGAGCUUCAGGAGGCGCGGAAAGUUCUUAUUGAGGGUUUGACAGAUAUGCCGAGCAGCAGUCGUGUGAACAUCGGGAUAAGGAGGAUGGGUGAGAUUGAUGAGAAGGCCUUCAAAACUGUAUGUAGCAAGAGGUUCUCAUCUGGAGAGGCUGAGAUCAAGGCUGUUGAACUCUGCUCCUUAUGGCAAGAGAAGAUGAAAAAUGCUGAGUGGAACCCAUUCCGUGUCGUCGAGGAUGAGAAGGGGAAUGCCAAGAGUGAGAUCAAAGAAGAGGACGAGGAGCUGCGUGGGCUCCGGGAAGAGUGGGGCCAAGAAAUAUAUGAGGCAGUGACCACGGCUCUGAUAGAGAUGCAAGAGUACAACCCGAGCGGCUGUUAUGUUGUCCCUGAGCUGUGGAACUUCAAGGAGAACCGCAAGGCCACAUUCAAGGAGGUCAUCAACUACAUCUACAAUCAGAUCAAAACCCUCAAGCGCAAGAGGACUUGA
Molecule: messenger RNA, 1851 nt
Organism: Striga hermonthica
Lineage: Eukaryota; Viridiplantae; Streptophyta; Magnoliopsida; Lamiales; Orobanchaceae
Source: the annotation of a GenBank genome assembly